AUGAGAACUACUAGUGGUGAAAUAGUGGAGACUCUACCAAGAUCCUUUCAGGUACAUAGUAAAAUAUGCAUGGAAUUGAUGAGAAUAUUGGAUGAUAUCAUGAGGAUAUUUCCAGAUAUAGAGGAUGCAAGACCAAAAUGUUCAUCAGGAAUAGAAUCUCUGGUUUAUCUGAACAACUCAAUUCAGAAAGCUAAACUACUUCUACAACAUUGCUCUGAAUGUAGCAAACUCUACCUGGCAGUGACAGGAGAUACAGUACUUUUAAGAUGCCAAAAAGCAAAAAAGUCAUUAGAACAAAGCUUAAUUCCCAUUCAGAGUAUGGUUCCAGUUGUGUUGGCUGUUGAGGUUUCUAGAAUAGUUGAUGAUCUUGAGCGUGCUACAUUUGUUCUGGACUCUGCUGAAGAAUAG
Vicia faba (fava bean) is the source of this 408-nucleotide messenger RNA. Lineage: Eukaryota; Viridiplantae; Streptophyta; Magnoliopsida; Fabales; Fabaceae. The record is from the annotation of a GenBank genome assembly.